Molecule: messenger RNA, 564 nt
Organism: Trichomonas vaginalis G3
Lineage: Eukaryota; Parabasalia; Trichomonadida; Trichomonadidae
Exons: 1
Coding region: 1-564 (187 amino acids)
Source: RefSeq, a predicted model, not a curated record
AUGUUCGAGAAAAAGUUCAACAUUGAAGUACAAACUUUACAGCCUUUACGUGAGUUUUUUGCACAACUGAAAGAAGAAGGUAGUCAGCCACAACUUAUAGACUUUCAUUAUGAAUUUAAUGAAAAUGAAGAUGGAACUCAUGACUGUCAAUUCAUUGUAUUCUCACCAUUCAAUGAAGUAGCUAAAGAGAAAGAAAAUCCAUUACGUAUAAGAUUUCAAAUCUCUGAACCAAGUGAUGAUUUCAAGAAUGUUUUCAAUUAUGAUGCAAUGCUUCCGAGGAAAAAUGAAUUUUCAAAGAUUGUAACACCUGGCAUUUGGGAUAGAAAGCAAGCUAUAUUAUAUUCAAACUUAAGUAAGGGAGUUGAAAAUGAGUUCAUUGGUCAUACAAGAACUUCACCACUUCCUAACCCUAAAUACUAUAAAUUAACUGGCUUCAAUCGUGAGUUUUGGAUAGACAUGUUCUCCACUCAUGACCAUAACUGCCCAGUGUUCUUACCUCCAGACCAUAAGGACUGUCUCUACAUUGAAGCACAACUCUUAAACUCUACCAUCGCAGUAUUGUAA